CGUGCGCACCUCGGCGCGACUCGCGGCUUUCAAGAAAAAAUUGAACGUACCACUCGUCAGUAAACUGUGAGAGUUCCGCUGCCUCGUCAGGUGAAACGCCGUGUAAUUAUUAAAUUUCUCAUGUUAAUCGCACCGCCUUGAACACCUUUCGUUUUUGAUCGUUCGACGAAAACGAGUCACCGUAUCUAAAUAUCCCGACAAAAUCAAUGUGCUGCGCCGUCGUACCGGUUAGUCGUCAGUUAACCAGAGGUAACAUAUUCCUCUGACUUCUCUCGCUGCUUCGGCGUGCUGUUGUGAAAAAACGACUCGGAGAUCGAAACGAAUAUGGAUAUCAGUCGACCGCAAACCGCGAAGUAAAUCCGUCGUCGAUGUGGGUCUGGUCAAUUCGAAUGGUUGGUUGUGCCUAGUCCAGUGCCGUGAUCGUCGUGUCAAGAGGGUAAAUCGCUAUUACGUUAUUGAUGGCAUAACAUGCGGAUUUCCUUUUGAGCGGAAUCUACGUACGGAGGAGGGCAACGAGACGGGUGACAUCAAGGAACGAAAAUAGAAGUUGUAUCGUAGCGUAGAGCCACGUGACAGUAGGGGAACGUCUUUGUAACAUCGGCUGUAACUGACAGAAACCUGAUUGGAGAUAAUUCGAUGAUUGAGUUAUGUGCUUACGUUUUCGUAUGACGUGAACGAUAUCGUGGAAAUGAAAAUGUGCCGAUGAACCCCGGAUACGUGCAGUGAAGUUGUCUCUCGGUGGGUGCCAUUGACCGCCAUAUUCAGGAUAAUCGAACGAGACUGGAGGAGACAGUUUCGAAAAAAAGCUGGAAGGUGGUAACGUUGGGUGAGGUGACAAGAACGCUGAAAGGUUAAGGACCGUCCGUUCAACGUACGUAUUCACGUGUCGAAAUCGCUGGGACACCGGGACAGCGAGAAACCCGUCAUCGAGAUGGAGUUCAAGUUCAACGUAAAUAAACUCUUGCCUAGAAAGAUCAACAAGGUCACGCAUACCCUUAUCCCGGAAAACUUCAGAGGUGAUCGCCGUGAAUUAAAUGAAUCUCAAAGGCAGCUGAGCAAAGUUCUCGACGAUAUAGGUGAGGCGUCUGCCAGCGCCCAGGGUCUCAACAAGCCAAUAACCAGCGCCCUAAAACUACGAGACACGGACCAUACAGUUUACUUAUUAGUGGACAGCGAAGCUAACAAUGGACUGGGCAGCGUUGUGGGUUUAUUAAAGACCGGAUCGAAGAAUCUCUUCAUGUUCGACGAGACGGGUGCUCAUUACCAACUAAAGCCAAGGUGUGUUCUGGAUUUCUACGUGCACGAGUCACGGCAACGCAUGGGCCUCGGAAACAUUCUCUACGAGCACAUGCUCUCUGAAGAGAAUAUUAGGCCGGUGAAGCUGGCGAUCGAUAGACCUUCGGAGAAGUUCUUAGCCUUCUUAGACAAAUACUACGGACUUUCGAAAAUUAUUCCGCAGAACAAUAAGUUCGUCGUGUUCCAAGGAUUUUUCGAGGAUGAACGCCAAGAUGUAAGAUCGAAUAGAUACAGCUUACCCGCGAAUAGUUCAAUUGACAUAGGUGCUUCCAGCAGGGUUCAUAACAUCGGGAAGAGUAAUCCUGGCUUGAACGGCGUUCCCUAUUCCAGUAACAUUGCGCGUACUUCGUUCGGCAGAUAUGCCGCUGCACGGCCACCGUGUUCCAUGGCAAACAUAAUCCAUAACACCGCUGUGCUUGGUCCAUCCGCUGAGCGUACUGGUGAAAAAUUAAGUGCACCGGCUGAGAUCCAACCGAAGCCGGAACGACCACGCUCGUUGAGCCUUUAUUCGGAAGAAGAACAGAAACAACGAUCAAGCGAAUUGUCCACCGUGCCGACUCCCGCGUUAUUGGAUCAUCAACCGACCCCGCUGGCUACGAUUUUACGCGAAACUGGGAAAACCGAUAACAUAAAACCGUCACCGUCGUGUAGCCAAGAAGUAGCCGGUACUAAUUCGCACACUCGAUUAGAUUUAAAAUUCUAUCAUUCCCCUUUGUGGUAAGCACGAAAAAUUGAGACAGUGUUAGAAGAAGCUAUACUAUAUUUUGCAUGUGCAAUAAAAUUAUAAAGCUUUAUAUACCUCUCGGAACAAAGUAUCAUCCGAAAGGUGUAAUAAUUAAACGACGGUAACAUUGGAAAAAGUGUAAGAGUGAAAAAAACAUUGAUAAUAGAAUUUUACGAAAGUAGCGUACUGAAGAUUGUUACGAUAUAAUAUUUUUUAUUUAUUUCUAUCGAAACAGUUAGUAAAUUAUCGUUGACUAUUGUUAAUUUAUGAAUUUACACGGGACGAAAAGGAAUAGUAAUUUAAAUUUAUGUUCUACGAAAAUUUAGGAGGAUCUACACAAGUUUCAAAGAAUAGAUACGGUAAUACUGGAUAUUUUCCAUUCAAGAAGCAGGAAUUUAUCUACUUUGAACUUCGUAUGAAAACAUAGACAGAUUUAUGUUAACAUCAAUCGAGACAUUUAGUAAAUCGAACAAUUGAGACGGUUACAUUAAAUUAUUAGAAAACUCAUAGAACAACAACAGAACGAUAUUAAAUAUAUAGAACGCAUAUACAUAUACCAGCUGGCUUGUAAUUUUAUACAAGACGUUUUUAAUAUACCACGAAUGUACCUAUACGUGAUUUAUAUCUAUGUACAAUGAAUAAUUGUUCCUUUUUUUUAUAUAUAUCAGGCUCUAGAGAGGCUCAUUAUUUUCUUUUUAAUCUGAAAUGUACAACACUUUAAUGGAACAAGAACCUUUCGUACAAAAUAUAUUUAUUAGUUGUGCUAAAAGACUUUUGUCUUCUUCAUCAUCGAAUCAAAGUGUUUCAUCGAACACCACAGUGAAAUCAGACAGCAGUGGAAUCAUCACUAUUGAUAAAAGAAUAAAUCAUACAGACCUAAGUAUAUAAAAUA
Molecule: messenger RNA, 2912 nt
Organism: Ceratina calcarata
Lineage: Eukaryota; Metazoa; Arthropoda; Insecta; Hymenoptera; Apidae
Product: alpha-tubulin N-acetyltransferase
Exons: 8
Coding region: 932-2017 (361 amino acids)
Biological process (GO): alpha-tubulin acetylation
Cellular component (GO): microtubule
Molecular function (GO): tubulin N-acetyltransferase activity
Source: RefSeq, a predicted model, not a curated record